AUGCCGGCGCACUCUCGCGCUCUCACUUCCCUUCGUUGCGCUCUCUCUCCCACUCCGUUGCUCUCUCUCUCUCUCUCUCUCUCUCUCUCUCUCUCUCUCUCUCUCUCUCUCUCUCUCUCUCUCUCUCUCUCUCUCUCUCCCUCCUUUGCUCUCUCUAUGUCGCCGCUUCCGUUGCUCUUUCCCAACCCCCCUCUGUUUUCUCUAUCUCUCUCCCCUCUCUGCCGCUAUCUCUCUCUCUCUCUUUCACCCUCCGUGUCCGUUGAUCGUUUUAUCGGUCCGCCUCCGUUGCUCACUCUCUCGCUCUCCCUGUCCGUUGCUCGUUUUCGAUGGUCCGUCUCUGUUACUUUCUCUCUCAAUCGCGUUUCCGGUUUUUUGCUCGUUAUCGAGGUCGCUUCCGUUGCUUUCCCUCUCCCCUUCCGUCGCUUCUCCUCUUAUCUAUUUCUCCCCCGCCGUUGCUCUCUCCAUGUAUCCGCGUCCCUUGCUCUCUCUCUCUCUCUCUCUCUCUCUCUCUCUCUCUCUCUCUCUCUCUCUCUCUCUCUCUCUCUCUCUCUCUCUCUCUCUCUCUCUCGACGCCUCUAUGUCGCUCAAUCUCCCCCACCGUUGCUCUCUCUCUCCAUCCGCCUCCCGCUCUCCUGCACCCUCUCUCUCUCGCUCUGCCGCACUCUCUCUCUCACUCUGCCGCCCUCUCUCUCUCUCGCUCUGCCACACUCUCUCUCUCGCUCUGCCGCACACUCUCUCCCUAUCGCUCUGUCGCACUCUCGCUCUAUCGCUCUGCCGCGUUCUCGCUCUAGCGCUCUCCUGCACCCUCUCUCUCUCGCUCUGCCGCACUCUCUCUCUCGCUCUGCCGCACACUCUCUCCCUAUCGCUCUGCCGCACUCUCGCUCUAUCUCUCUGCCGCGUUCUCGCUCUAGCGCUCUCCUGCACCCUCUCUCUCUCGCUCUGCCGCACUCUCUCUCUCACUCUGCCGCCCUCUCUCUCUGGCUCUGCCUCACUCUCUCUCUCGCUCUGCCGCACACUCUCUCCCUAUCGCUCUGCCGCACUCUCGCUCUAUCGCAUUGCCGCGUUCUCGCUCUAGCGCUCUCCUGCACCCUCUCUCUCUCGCUCUGUCGCACUCUCUCUCUCACUCUGCCACCCUCUCUCUCUCGCUCUGCCACACUCUCUCUCUCGCUCUGCCGCACACUCUCUCCCUAUCGCUCUGCCGCACUCUCGCUCUUUCGCUCUGCCGCGUUCUCGCUCUAG
Messenger RNA from Closterium sp. NIES-65, 1239 nucleotides. NCBI's taxonomy places the organism in Eukaryota, Viridiplantae, Streptophyta, Zygnematophyceae, Desmidiales, Closteriaceae. The record is from the annotation of a GenBank genome assembly.